Molecule: messenger RNA, 1214 nt
Organism: Beta vulgaris subsp. vulgaris (sugar beet)
Lineage: Eukaryota; Viridiplantae; Streptophyta; Magnoliopsida; Caryophyllales; Amaranthaceae
Exons: 3
Coding region: 130-912 (260 amino acids)
Biological process (GO): DNA-templated transcription termination
Source: RefSeq, a predicted model, not a curated record
GAUUUACUAUGCAAAUAUGCUAUUCUCACAAAUUAGAGCAAUAGAUUGAAGGAUUGAAGUUUGGCAGGCAGUGGAGAAUCUCAUCCAUCAGGCCAGGAGGCAGGAGGUGAGCUAAAACUCAGCAAAACAAUGGAUGCAACUGCUCUCUCUUUCUCUCUCCUCACCAAUCCUUAUCUCAGUUACCCCACUUCCUUUUUGCUUGGUGACACUGUAUGCAGAUUACUGCCUGUUGCAUCCUGCAAAACACUAUCAUUUCAGCUUAAAAACUCAAACACCAAAGUUUGUGCAACUAAUAGGGGAGAUAGUCCUACCUCAAAGAAGAGUAUCGUGAGAAGAGCAUUUAGAGAAGACGAAUUUAGCACACGUACAUCAUCUGACAGCAAAUCCUUGAAUAGGGAUAAACUAAUAGCGUUGUUUCGACGCAUACAGAUCGAAAUUUCUGGAGAGGAAUCAGGAACUGGGAAAUAUAGUGAGAGUUCCCAAGCAUCAAUUGAUGAUGAUUCUUCUGUCGAAACAUCAGUCCUGGAAUUUCUUCAGCAAUCGAACAAGGAAAGUAAAGCCGAGGGUUCAAGAUUGAAGCGUAGCGAAGAUCCCAGUCGCAAUAGGAAAACAACUAGAAAGGAGAAGUCAGUACAUAUCCCCCAAUCUGCAACGACUAACACAUUUACUCGUCCACCUUCCAACUUUGUGAAGAAGUCUCCAAUCCCAUCAGCAACACCAUUCGAGAGCAAUGAAAUCAAGGUGAGUAAUAGAGAGGAGUCAAGCUCAGAAGCUGAUGAAGAGUCUUUGAAGGUUGAAAGAAUGAAGCUCAGUGAGCUCAAAGUGCUUGCUAAAGAAAGAGGAAUCAGAGGCUAUUCCAAACUAAAGAAGAGUGAGCUUGUAGAAUUACUGAAGUCUCAGGUUAAUGUCUAAAUCCAUCCCCUAGUGCUUAGAUUGUGGCAUUUCAAAGUUCUGGUAACCUGUAAAGUGGACCUGUUUUUCUCUUGUUGGUGGGGAGGGAGACGGGACACGGGAGGCCGAAGCUGACACUGUUAUAGAUACAUAAUUCUUGGAUUUGAUCUAAUUUUCUUCUGUUCUGUUCAUACAGUGACUGUCAUGCAACAUUUGUUGGACAAAAUAUUGGCUUUUGUUUGUAUAUUGCUCAUUUGUCACUCUUGCUAAUGAAGUCACUCUAUCUGACAAUGAAGUAUUGGGAUGAUGUUCAUUUGUUGCCA